UAUUUACUACCUAUCUUAAAUAGUGGUCUUUACACAGAAUAACAACGUCUUUAUAAAUUAUAAUUUAUUAAUUAAACAUUUUAAACAUCAUAGAAGCUUGUAGUUUGCUUAAGGUUUUUACUUAGGUACUUAGUAUCCGUUGAUAAGAGUCAUUUAGCUUAAAGAUACACCAACUCAUUGUGAUGGCUAAUUAUAUAUCAAAUGCACUUGUACAAGGUAGUCUAGAAGCAUUAAUAAUGUUUGUUGAUGAUUUGGAAUUUGAGGUAACAGCAAUACCAAGUGCUUUGAUGUAUGGAUCUAUUGUUGGUGUAUGUUCUCUUCUUGGAGGACUAGUUGGUGGAAGGUUUGGAACUUUAGUUGGGGGAGGCAUAGGACACCAGAUUAACAAUUUGUUGCUACCGAGUAUUAGAAAUGUAGCAGACAUAUUACGAGAAUUAGGUACAGAUCAACUUCAAAAUUUGUUUAAUUUACUGAUUAGUGGAAUUCAAAAAACAAUUUCUACUGUAAUGGGUCAAACAGUAAAUCAAAACCUAUACCUGACAGACCUUUUAGAAAGAUUUGGAAGUAAUGUUGAAGUUCGGAUGAAUAUGAUACAAACACUCAUCAAUUUCCUCAGUAGUAUUCAUGGUAGUAAUUAUCGCCAAGUAGCUCUAUGGUAAUUAUAAUUUUCAUCAUUUUUUGGCUACUUUUUUACUUAUUUACAUUUUUAUAUUAAAACAUAAACAGUAAUCAAAAACAAAUUUGUAAGUAAUUUUACAACACUAAUGAAUAAUAGAAGAUUAAAAGUAUGUAUUUUUUUAAUAAUAAAUGUGAAUUGUUUUAUUAUAUGAACUAAUUCCAGUUUAUUGUUAACCAUUAUGAAAAAUGUAAUAUAAUGACCUGUUUUUCACAAUUUGGUAUAUUUGAUAAAUUUAUGUUUUCAUUUAGGUGUUUGUGACUAGUUAUGUAAUCUAAUCUAUCAAAUAAAUAACAAUACAAUA
This is a messenger RNA of Rhopalosiphum padi (bird cherry-oat aphid), 980 nucleotides long. RefSeq lists its product as uncharacterized. The record is from RefSeq and is a predicted model, not a curated record. The transcript has 3 exons. The coding region runs from base 183 to 659 and encodes 158 amino acids. NCBI's taxonomy places the organism in Eukaryota, Metazoa, Arthropoda, Insecta, Hemiptera, Aphididae.